AUGCUGAAGUUCUUCUCUGCGCGGGAUGACGAGAACGAAAGCCUGCUGGGAGCAAUAACCGAGGAUGAAGGAGACAAUCCGUCUCUUCAGGACACCAAGCAUCACUGGCUGAACAGACCCUGCCUGCUGGUGCUCAACGAUGGGGACGUGGCCAAACCCGGACUGGGCUGCGGACGGAUCAGAGCAGAGUCUCCUUCCAAGGCCACUUCAGAUGCCACCGUCAGAACCACUUUGGUGCCAUGCGAGCAGAAACCAUCUGAGCACCUUGCCAAAACCCUUUCACCCUCCCAGCUGGAGGAGGGCAGCUGCACUGUGACCGCCAUCUCCUCAUGGGGUGAGAGUCGCUUCGGGGAGUCCGCCAGCCCCCUGGUGCUGAGCCCUGCCGAGGCUGCAUGGCCGGAAGAGGGGGCCGAGUUCGUGGAGGAGGGGAAGAAACCCCAGGCUCCCCCGUCAAAGGAGGACUCUGUGGUUGAGGAGAAGGAGCUGGAGGAGAGCGGGCAGCAGCAGGAGCAGCCCUGCAGCUCAGAGCCGACCGCAACACCUGAGGAGGCGUGUGGCAGGGCGCCCUGGGAGCUCCCGGGUCAGUUUAAGACGACCACAUCUAACGGAGGAGAUGAGGAGAACACCAGUGGGGAGGGAGCAAUGGGAGACUCUGCGUCCUCCUGUGAAGAUCCUGACAACGAGUCCCAGCUGAGCCCUGCUGGUAUUCUGUCCAAGGAUCGAGGCAGUGUCCUCGGGGAGGUAGCGCCAGUGUGGAUCCCUGAUGCUCAGGCUCAGGUCUGCAUGAAGUGUGGGGUAAAGUUUACAUUUACUAAGAGGAGGCACCACUGCCGCGCUUGUGGGAAGGUAUUUUGUGCACUUUGCUCCAAUCUGAAGUUCAGACUUACACAUCUGGAUGGCAAGGAGGGACGAGUGUGUGUCUGCUGUCACUCAACACUCAUCAAAAGGACCCCUCCGAGGGGGAAGAGGAGGGUGUGGUUCGCUGACGAGAUCCUCACCGAUGAGCGGGCGGAGUCCGCGCCAACCACACCAGUCAGAGGGCCGACGCUGGGCGAGCCGGUUAAAAGUCCCGUUGGCUCGCCGCAGAUCGGGAGAACCAUGCGGCCGGAUGGGACAUCUAUCAGUGAGGCCUGUGGUCCUUACGGCUGGGGCACCACAGCGUUAGUGAGCAGCUCGGCCAACCUCAUCCCCCUGGAAGGUCUGCCCCCCAUCCUCACCUCCACAGGAGUCAAGGGAGAUUACACUGUGGAGGAGCAGCCUUCUGAGAUGCUGCUUAUUCAGGAGCUGGAGGGCGGCAGACCAAAGCCCUUGGUGUUUGUCCUCAACGCCAACCUGCUCGCUAUGGUCAAGCUGGUCAACUAUGUAAACAGGAAGUGCUGGUGCGUGACGACGAAGGGGAUGCAUGCUGUGGGCCAGGUGGAGGUGGUGGUGCUGCUGCAGUGCCUGCCAGAAGAGAAGAGCUUCCCCAAAGACAUUUUCCGCCACUUCAUCCAGCUGUACAGGGACAUGCUCGCAGGGAAGGUGGUGGAACACUUGUCCCUCUCCCUGUUUGGCAGCAGUUUCCUCGGCAGUGAGGAGCACGCUGGCUUCCUGUACGUUCACUCCACUCUCCAGUCCCUUCAGGGUCUACCUCUGCCAAACCAGCCCUACCUCUUCGGCCUGCUGGUCCACAGAGCAGAGGUGGCCUGGGCCAAAGCCUUCCCCCUGCGUCUCAUGCUGCGACUGGGGGCAGAGUACCGAUUUUACCCCUGUCCCUUGUACAGCGUGCGAUGUAGGAAGCCCUUGUUUGGGGAAAUAGGUCACACCAUAAUGCGACUAUUAGUGGACUUUAGAAAUUACCGUUACAGCCUUCCAGUGGUGCCCGGGCUCACUGUGGAUCUAGAGGCUCAGAGGACCUGCAUAAAGAUACCAACCACCGGGUAUAAUGAGCUAAUGAAGGCUUUGAAUAAGUCCAACGAGCACGUGCUGGCCAUCGCAGCGUGCUUCAAUGAGGCGGCAGACUCCCACCUGAUCUGUGUGCAAGCGGAGGGCGGCCAGUACCAGACCCAAGCCAUCAGCAUCCACAAUCAGCCACGCAAAGUCACUGGAUCGUGCUUCUUUAUCUUCAGCAGUGCUCUGAAAGCGUCUGCAGGAUACCUGGCCAAGUCCAGCAUAGUGGAAGAUGGGCUAAUGGUGCAGAUCACCGUGGAAACCAUGGCAGAGCUGCGCCGGUCGCUACGGGAGAUGAAAGACUACACUGUCACCUGCGGACGGCUUGACCAAUCAGAGAGCCAGGAGCUUGUUUGUGUACAGUGGGUGGAGGAGAGGUGCACUGUGAAUAAAGGAGUCAUAAGCCCCAUCGAUGGGAAAUCCAUGGAGUCCAUCAGCAGCACCAAGAUGUUCCAGAAGUCUGAGUACAAAGAAAAUGGGAAAAUCAUCCGCUGGACAGAAGUGUUCUUCCUGCAGACGGGGGAUGAUCCCAAAGGAGGAGCGAGUGACUCUGCUGAACACAACCGGCUGACGGAGCGGAUCGCCCGAGCCUUUUGCCUGGCACUGUGUCCGCACCUCAAGCUGCUGAAGGAGGACGGGAUGGCCAAGCUGGGGCUGCGCGUCACGUUUGACCCUCAAGAGGUUGGAUUUGUGGCCGGGAGCAACGGGCAGCCACUCCCUGCUCGGUAUCUCAACGCCCUGGAUAGUGUGAUGAUACCCGUCAUACACAGCAGGGGGCGAAAGAGGGGAGACGAGCCCAUAGUGAUGGAGCUCAUCUUUUACAUCCUUGAGAACAUUACUUAGGCCCGCGCUUAUCUAACAAUUUCAUCUACUUAACCCUGACCACGACUCUGUCGCGGGCACGUCUCAUCAGCGCUGCUGUUGGCUUCAGGGCGAUUAAAAGCCUCCAAAAAGGGCGAACCAGACCACACCCGAGGUCUGCAUCCAUCUCACCCACUCAACAGUAGAGAGAAGUGGUCUGACUCCUUUAGUGGUUUUCUGAUCUCACUCUGCCCUGCAGCAGACAAUCCCCAGUACGCAUGAUGAACCCUCCGAUGGACCAUCAGAUCCAGGUGCUCAGUAUUUGCACUGUAGUAGCAUUUUCAUAGCUUGAUAUCACUCAUGUCUCAACGUUCAAUACAGUUUCCAGAUAUGGAGAAAACCUUUAAAGUGGGAGCUGGAUUCAGCCCUGCGACCCUAAAGCAAAGAAAAGAAGAGAAUGACUUGAAGAACUGUACGUAGUAGAUCUGUAGAAACCUGAUGCACAGAGAAUGAAUGCCUGAAGAAUGUUUUCAUACUGGAUGUGUUUUAACUGACUGCUAAUGAAAUGUUAUGUCAGCCUGGAAUUAAACUUAAAACUAUGA
This is a messenger RNA of Pleuronectes platessa (European plaice), 3332 nucleotides long. RefSeq names its product zinc finger, FYVE domain containing 9b (gene zfyve9b). Bases 1 to 2772 code for a protein of 923 amino acids. Gene Ontology annotation, biological process: liver development; endosomal transport. Gene Ontology annotation, molecular function: metal ion binding. Gene Ontology annotation, cellular component: early endosome membrane; endosome. The record is from RefSeq and is a predicted model, not a curated record. NCBI's taxonomy places the organism in Eukaryota, Metazoa, Chordata, Actinopteri, Pleuronectiformes, Pleuronectidae. The transcript is spliced from 16 exons.